Ostertagia ostertagi is the source of this 534-nucleotide messenger RNA. The record is from the annotation of a GenBank genome assembly. NCBI's taxonomy places the organism in Eukaryota, Metazoa, Nematoda, Chromadorea, Rhabditida, Trichostrongylidae.
AAGUUCUUCGGACGAACAGUUGUCAUCACUGGUGCUUCUCGUGGAAUUGGAAAAGAGAUAGCGUUGAAAUUAGCAAAGGAUGGAGCUAACGUUGUCAUAGCUGCCAAGACUGCGACUGCUCAUCCGAAGCUUCCAGGAACUAUCUAUUCAGCCGCUGAAGAGGUUGAAAAGGCUGGAGGAAAGGCGUUACCAUGUGUCGUUGACGUGCGAGAUGAAGCAUCAGUGCGUACUGCCGUGGAAUCGGCUGUGAAGAAAUUUGGCGGUAUAGAUAUACUGAUUAACAAUGCAUCAGCCAUUAGCCUCACCAACACCGAAGACACAGAGAUGAAGCGAUACGAUCUUAUGCAUUCGAUAAACACCAGAGGGACAUUCCUAAUGUCCAAGACUUGCCUACCCUAUCUGAAACAAAGCAAAAAUGCGCACAUUUUGAAUAUUUCUCCACCCUUGCUAAUGGAACCUAGAUGGUUCUCCAACCAUGUGGCGUACACAAUGGCAAAGUAUGGUAAUGUCAAUGUGCGUGCUUGGAAUGCAUGA